AUGUCCGCUCCGAGCGGGACGUCAGCGUCCGUGGCGCAGCGGCAGAGGAGUCGCACUUCAGCCACACGACCGAGGUCUUCUAUUCUGAUGCUCUCCAACAUGGAUCGCCGACUCUCGCUGGGCGAGCAGUCGUAUGCGCGCCAUUUGCUCUGGGAGGAGCCUGCCGCGUCCGAGCACACAGCCUCCUCGCCCGCGAUGCCUGACCACCAGAUCAGCAAGCGCAAGCGCUUGGCGGUCGAGAUGUACGAGACAGAGAAGGCGUACGUGCGCGUGUUGAUGCACGUCGACAAGUUGUACUAUACCCCGCUGCUCAUGUCGCUGCAAGACACGCAUCCCAUCCUCUCGCGCAGCGCCGUCAACCGAAUUUUUGCUAAUUUUUACGAUAUACUCCAGCUGAGCAAGGAGCUGCUCUUCCGUUUGGAAGAGCGCAUUGGCAACCCCAUGCGCUUGCUCGCCGAUAAGACGCCUGUGCAGGUGCCGGAAUGGGACCCUGCGCACGAUACGAUUGGCGAUCUCCUCGUCCCUAUUCUCCCCUUUCUCAAGGUGUAUGCCCUGUUUAUGCAAAACUUUUCUCAUGCCAUGCAAUGUAUCGAGUCCGAACGACGGACGAACGACCGAUUCCGUGUCUUUCUCGCUCAUGCCAACCAACACUAUGAUCACGAAUCCCCUCACGGUGUGUCCUUGGGCCUGGAAGCCCAACUCCUGAAUAUUGUGCAGCGUGUGCCUCGCUACCGCAUGCUGCUCCGCUCGCUUCUCCAGCACACGCCUGUUACCCAUAAAGACCAUGCCUGGCUUGCUGGGUCGUUCUCUGUCGUGGACCACAUCGCCAGGAGCGUGAAUGAACAUAUCCGACAGCACGAGCUGACCAUGACCGCCAUUGCUCUGCAGCGCACACUCAUCGGCCUAGAUGAGCCAUUGGUCGUGCCGGGCCGUCGGCUGCUCAAGCACGGCACGCUGCUCAAGACGCGCCGCAAAGAUAUCCAACCACGCCACUUUUACUUGUUUUCCGACUGCAUGAUUGUGGCUGCGGCGAGCUCCCUCGAUGAGUCGGACAAGUCUUGGCCGCGACUCUCUCACUCGUUCGAGGGCGAAUUGAGCGAUGUGCUCCCUUCGACGUUCGGUAUGCUGCAUCUCACGAACAAGCUGCACCUCUCCGACGUGACGGUGAUCAGCUACGACGAUAUGGAGGUGCCGUUGCCUGCGCCCGCCGAGCGGCCCGUGCCCUUUCUGCGACACAAGUUCGAGAUUCUAUCGCCUCAAUGCAGCUUUUCGCUGUAUGCGCCCAGCCAAGCCGCCAAGCACAGCUGGGUGACCGCGAUUCGUGAAGCGCAAGACGAGUUUCGGACGAGCUUGCCUUCUAUUCGCAAGAGCUUGGAGCUUUCCGAGCGGCCAUCGUCGUUUGCGUCGAUGAGCAGCGAGGGAGGUAGUGCGCAUGGCGGCACGGCAUCUCAUUCGACCACCGAUGGCGAGACGACGACCUCGAGUGCCUCUUCACGCACCGGCCAUACCCGCUCCGCCUCCAUGUCGUCGCUCUUUGCGUCGUCAGCUUCCCUGCCGCUUCUCGAAGAGUAUCACGCGCCUGUGUGGGUGCCGGACAGCCUCGUAUCGCGCUGCAAACGGUGCUCCGAGCCAUUCUCGUUCUGGCGCCGCAAGCAUCACUGCAGGCUGUGUGGCUACGUGUUUUGCGCGACUUGCUGCUCGCGUGUAGUGUUGGUACGCACGGAAUCACCGCACAUGGCGCAUGUCCGUGCGCGGGUUUGCAUCGCGUGCUACACGUCCAAUUUCAGGUCGUCCAUGCCGUGCUCACCGCGCACAGCAUCCACAUCGCUGUCCUCGCCGACGCACGAGCCGCCCUCGCCCGCCUGGCGCGGCACGUCUCUACGGCCCAUGCUGCAUACGGUCCCUGCAUCGUCGGCCCAGGCAUCACCGCCCGCAUCGAUGCCGACCAAGGCUGUGCUCCAGUCACUCACCAACACGCCCAUCGCGCGCAAGUCGCACCGCCGGCAGUGGUCAAUCGUCAGCGUCCCGCGCGAGGCUCACCAGGCCGAUCCACGCCCCCGGGUCCAGGUCGAAACCAAGACGACCGGCCUCCCCACGCUGGAUCAGCACAUCCCAUCGAACAGCGCCAUGCCCACCAGUGCUUCCAUGCCCGCACUCGCUUCCCAUGCGCCCCCGCCCCGCCGGUCCACCUCGCGAGAGACACUGCGUGCCUCGCAGGCCGUGUCCUGGCUCCAGUCGCUCCUCCCUCCGUAG
Molecule: messenger RNA, 2253 nt
Organism: Malassezia restricta
Lineage: Eukaryota; Fungi; Basidiomycota; Malasseziomycetes; Malasseziales; Malasseziaceae
Product: FYVE, RhoGEF and PH domain protein
Exons: 1
Coding region: 1-2253 (750 amino acids)
Molecular function (GO): guanyl-nucleotide exchange factor activity; metal ion binding
Source: RefSeq, a predicted model, not a curated record